Molecule: messenger RNA, 8796 nt
Organism: Ochotona curzoniae (black-lipped pika)
Lineage: Eukaryota; Metazoa; Chordata; Mammalia; Lagomorpha; Ochotonidae
Gene: MKI67
Product: marker of proliferation Ki-67
Exons: 16
Coding region: 98-8590 (2830 amino acids)
Biological process (GO): regulation of chromosome segregation; regulation of mitotic nuclear division
Cellular component (GO): chromosome; nucleus
Molecular function (GO): protein binding
Source: RefSeq, a predicted model, not a curated record
UCCCUGCUGCGGGGCGUCGCGGCGGACGACGAGGCGACGCGGGCGGCUGGCCCGAGGAGGAGGAGUUCCGGUGAGCGCCCCGCGGCUCGGGCUGGACAUGGGGCCCAGCGCGCGGCUGGUGACCAUCAAGAGGAGCGGGGCGGACGGGGCCCACUUCCCGCUGAGCCUCCGCUCCUGCUGGUUCGGAAGGGGUAUCGAAUGUGACAUUCGUAUCCAGCUUCCGGUCGUGUCAAAGCAACAUUGCAAAAUCGAAAUCAAUGAACAGGAGGCAGUGUUGCAUAACUUCAGCUCUGCAAAUCCAACCAAAGUCAAUGGGUCUGCUAUUGCUGGGCCUGUGCAGCUCAGGCACGGAGAUCUGAUAACCAUUGUUGAUCGGUCUUUCAGGUAUGAAUGUGAAAGUCCUCAGAAUGGAAGCAAGUCACCUAAAAGUCCAAGGAAAACCCACGAACAGGAGUCGACCCGUCGUGUCUCAAGGGCUGGCAUUUCUUCUGACCCCGAUGAGAAAAAUCAGGACUCCAAAGUCCAUUCAGAAAUCGCUGAGGGAAGUGUCUCAGGAAGGCCUCCGACGCCUGCCAGCCGUGUCACCAGAGCCAGCCGUGGCUCAGAAGCCAGCGGCGCCCAGGGAGUGCCUGGUGUGCAGCCGCCGGAGCGUCCUGGACGUGGCGGACAUGCAGGAGCUCUCACUUCCAAGGGGUCCGAGCGGAGUUCGGAGGGAGCGGUGGCGAGCUUCGAUGGAGGGCUGGAGCCUCUCCCCUCCACACCAGGUCUGCACGAGGGCAAGAACGAGGAGUCCCCCUUUCAGGAGCUCUACCAGUCCCUCAAGAAGGAGUUGGACGUCAAGUCACGAAGACGCAGCGCUCUGCAACUUCGCAGGCCGUCAGGAUCACAGGCCGACUUGAUGGCGGAAGCGACAAGUCCCGACGCCCUGCAGAGAGCGGGCCAGCAGACGGGCUCGGGGAGGCCCCGGGCGAGGUGUGGCAGACCCUCACUCGGGCAGUGGGAGCCUGAGCCGGAGGGCAGCCCGGCGCGGCCAGGUGCGGUGGGCCUCACGCCCACCCAGAGCUACGCCCUUGUCUCUGGAGUGAGCAGAGUGAAGAGCCCAAUGCAAUACUCACACAAACGAAAAUACGAAGACCUGUGUGCUGCCGAGGGCAGAGAGCCCGCCGAGUUAGUUACAGGCGGAGGCAGCGAGGCCGCUGCUCGGUCGGUCAGUCCCGGGAGGCUCCCGAGCCGGACACCAGCAGCAGCGCAGGGCGCCUCCUCGGCGGCCGGCACGCCAGCACGCCUCUCUCCCAAGAGCAGAAGGAGCGUCCCUGCACGUGUGGCCGUCCUGCCGAUGGAGACGGAAAUCCAGAACCGGCCUCUGGCUCAGUGGCCUGCUCGCACGGAGAAGAUGCCGAAGGACUCCCCCCGGAAGCCUGAAAAGUCGGAUCCUACCCAGACUUGCUCCGGGUUACCUGGUCUUAGUUCAGUUGAUAUCAGCAACUCUGGCGAUCCCAUUAGUAAGAAUGAGGGGAUGUCUUUGAAAAGAAGGCGCGUGUCCUUUGGUGGUCGUCUGAGGCCUGAAUUGUUUGAUGAGAACUUGCCUCCAAAUACGCCCCUCAAGCGGGGAGAAACACCGGCGAAAAGGCGGUCUCUCGCCACGCCCACCGUCCUGAAAAAGAUCGUCAAGGAAAACCCUCAGCCGUCAGGACAAGAGCCUUCUACGGACAUCUCUGUGGAAGUGCCCACACAAAGCCUGCUGCGGAGUCCUGCCCCUGGCGCUCCGGGUUCGAGUGCAGAGAGGCGCAGGUCGGGCAGGCUGUCCUCGGCCUCUGGUGGCAGCUCAGCCCCCCAGCAGGCAGGCUUCGCUAGGAGAGCAGGGAGGAAGAGUGGCACCUUACCUUCCAAGAGGACGUCCGUCGGUCGGAGUCAACAUGAUAUUUUACAGAUGAUUUGUUCCAAAAGAAGGAGUGGCGCUUCAGAAGCCAAUUUAAUUGUGGCAAAGUCGUGGGCGGAUAUAGUGAAGCUUGGCGCGAAGCAAGCACAGACUAAGGCUGUAAGGCCUGGUCCUCCAAGGCAGGUGAACAGGAGACAGAAGAGACCCGACACUCCCAAGAAGCCUGCAGACCAGCUGCCCGGUCAGUUUAGUACAGGCCACGCCAACUCCCCCUGCACCAUCGUCAUAGGGAGAGCCCGUGUGGCCAAAGUGAGUGCGCCUGCUCGGCCUUACAGGAUGCUCAACAACCUUGCUCUCAACAGCAGAGUGAUGGACUAUAAUGAGGACCUCUCAGGGCUGGCUGAAAUGUUCAAGACCCCCGUGAAGGAAGAGCCGGCCACGAGCACCCGUCCCGUCGCUCUCUCAGAGAAUUUGCUUGGAAAAAAAUCGGAAGUGAAUGUUUCGGGAGAAAAGUCUGCGCCGCCCACAUCGGAGACUUUGGGAGAAAAUGUGAUCUCUCGUACCCCAAUCGCAGCAAAAUGGUCACUUGAUGAGUAUUCUGCAAGCCCUGCGUUAAGGCGGAAGAGCACACGGGGGAAAGGAGAUGUGAAAACGCCUGGGAGCGGCUCUAAAGUGACUCCUGUCAGGAAUCAGGCCCCAUGUUCAGAGACAGCGUCUACUUUAAAGAGGUUGAGAAGAUCUGCAGAGCUUGGGAAUAUUCAGGUGACACCCUCAGAAAGUGAAGACAAGCAGACACAGGCCGGCCUCGCUGAGCGCGUCGGCGGAAGAACUCCCAGGAAGACGCCACAGCAAGAGCAGAAAGCAGCGGGGGACGGAGAAAGUUCUGAAAGGACAACUCCUCUGAGGAGAUCGAGCAGAAGUUGGGGGCAGAAGUGUGAAUCCACUGAGGAGCGAGGGCCCAGCUGUGAGCUCUUUCAGGAGCCGGUGAACGCGGAGAGCCAAGCCACCGAGGUGCCCUGCGGGUCUGCACAAGCAGAACUCACCAGAACCCCGGCCAGCAGGAGAUCGCUCAAGACUCCUCCCGAGGCGAGGAUUGAGAGCGCAGAGCGCUCGGCACAGAAAAGGCCGAAGCGUGCCGACACGCUGCAGGACGACGCAAGCGCCGGGAUGGGCAAGGGAGCGCCAGGGCACAGUCUCGACCUGGCAGCCUUCCUGACGAGCAUGAGGAGGUUGCCCAGAACUCCUAGGAACAAGUCCCAACCCCUAGAAGACCUUACUGGCUUCAAAGAACUGUUCCAAACUCCAGAAUUCUCCAAUGAGUCUUUGGCUGUUGGCAAAAUAACUGUAGGGCCCUGUAGGACUGCUCAGCCCGAGUUGGCAAGCCCCAGAACACAGCCUAAGACGCCCCUGAAGCAAGCACAUGUCGACCUGGGAGGAGCACUGCAGACGACCAGAGAAGCUGUGCACACACCCAGAGCACCACGAGGUGAUGGCAAAGAUUUUGAAACUUUUAGCGAGUUGGCAAAGCAGAAAAUGGAUGCAGCAGCAGUUGUAAAUGGCAGUAAGAGAGGGCCAAGGCGGCCCAAAGAAAAGGCCGCGGUCUUAGAAGACCUCGCUGGCCUCAAAGAGCUCUUCCAAACCCCAGAUCGUGCCAGCAACCCAUCGACUGUUGAAAAAAUUACAGAAAUUCCGGGGAAUUUACCACAACCAGAACUCACUCAAACGCCAACACGUUUGAAAAGCCGACUCGGGACAAGCCUUGGGAAAGUGAAUAUACAAGAACGCCUAGAAUUGAGGAAACUGACAGAACCAUCAGAGGAAGCCGUGUUCUUACCUCAAGAAGCAGCACGUGCUGAAAAAGGCAUUAAAGCAUUUACUGAAACUCCCAAGCACAAAGCGUACAUGACAGAAAAGACAAGAGGAGGUGGGAGGCGGUCUCAGACACCUCGGCAGAAGGGCCCGGCUCUGGAAGAUCUGAGUGGCUUCAAAGAGCUCUUCCAAACACCAGGUCAUGCCACAGACACAAUGUCACCGCAGCCUGGGCCUGUGCAAACCCCAGCGAGGAUGAAGGCUCGGCGCAAGGUGGGCUUGGGGAAAGAGGAUGUGUCAGAAGAGCCGCUGACUCCCGGCAGACGCACACGAUCCGCAGACAAAGCCGGGCACACGGCACAAACACCCACAGGGAACGUGAAAGGCAUCAAACAGCCUGUGGAGACUCCCAAGCAGGAACUGGACCUGACAGAAAGUUUCAGUGGACUUGGGGGCCGGCCACGAACACCUAAGGCAAAGGACCAAGCUCUGGAAGACCUGACUGGUGUCAGAGAGCUCUUCCUAACCCCGGGUCACACCAAAGAUCCCAAGAGUGGUGCAGAGGCCACUGAGAUAACCUUCAAAGUGCAGCAACUGGAACCAGCAAACACCCCAGCAAGCACGAGGAAACGACGGAAGACAUCUCCGAGAAAUGAGACGUCAGGACAGAAGAUGCUCACACGACUGUCAGGGGAAGCCGCGCCCUUCCCAAAAGCACCGCUCAGUGAUGAUAAAAGUUUUGAAGUUUCUAAAAUUCAUGCUGAACAGAAAGUUGAUCCAGCAAGCACGGUAACUGACAGCAAAAGCCAGCGAGGUACACGUGAGGAAAACUCCCAGCCCGUGGAAGACCUGGCCGGCUUCAAAGAACUCUUCCAAACACCAGGUCAUGCCAGAACUCCCUGCAACUCAGGAGAAUUUGGCCAAACCCCAGCCAGCUUGAAGGGUUCACGUAAGAGGAGUCUGAGGAAAGUACAGGGAGAGCUCCCGGCACUCCAGCCUACACGGUCAUCGGACAGAGCCCCACGUACACCCCUACAAACGUACGGCGUGCAAGAUGUGAGAGAAUUUACCCACACUCCAAAGCAGAAACUGCAACCAGUAGAAAACUUAAGUGGGCGUAGGGGACGCUCAUGGACUCCUGAAGUGGAACAGAGUCUGGAAGAUCUGACUGGCUUCCGAGAGCUCUUCCUGACACCGGGGCACCCUGAGGGACCAAAGAGUGGUGGGGAAAACUUGCAAACACCUUGCCAGUCUCCACGAGCAGAACCGGAGAACGUCUCGGCGAGCAUGAGGGCACCCCCCAAGACACCUGCAGCCACAGUAGGUUUAGAGGAGCACUCGGCACUCACGCUCACCCAUGCCUCCCGGGAAACAGUUCUCACGCGAGAAGAGGAAGAAGAUGAAGACAAAACCAUCAAAGCUUUUAAGAAAUCUGCAAAGCAGAAAGCAGAGCCAUCAACACGUGUGACUGGCAGUAGACGGUCAAAGGCCCCCAGAGAAGAGACCCAACACCUGGAAGACCUGACAGGCUUCAAGGAGCUCUUCCAAACACCGGAUCACACUGAAUCCAUGAGUGAUGGGAAAAGCACCAGGACAUCCUGCAAGCUCCCUGCAUUGGAGAGCACCCCGGCCAGCAGGGAAGCAUGGUCCGAGACACCUGGGAGGGAACUCGUGCCGACGGACACCUUGAAAACAUCAGAAGGUGAUAUGGACGUAAAAACUUCCAAGCGGUCUUCUAAGCAGAGACUGGAUCUAGCAGGAAGUGUAGCUAGCAGCAGGAGGUGGCCACGAACGCCCAAGGAGAAGGGCCAGCCUGAAGAAGAUUUGGCUGGCCUCAGAGAGCUCUUCCAAACACCCACUCAUACUGAGGAAUCAGUGAGUGAUGGGAAGACCACUGGAAUAAGCUGCGCAUCUGAGCAGCGAGCACCAGCAAGCAAGGGGCAUCUCAAGACAGACCUCACUAAUGUAAAUGUGCCAGACGAGUCUUCAGUACAGACAAAUGGUACGCAAAUGUCAAGAGAAGCUGCCUACACACCCAAAGUGUUAGGAGUCCCAGAAGGUUGUGAAAAAGAGGUCAAAAAAUUGAAGGGAUCUGCAAAACGGAAACUUGACUCACCGACAAGUGCAGCUGGAGGCAAGAGGCAGCGAGAGACACCUAAGGACAAGUCCCAGCCCUUGGAAGACUUAGAUGGUUUCAAAGAACUCUUCCAAACACCAGUUCACACAGAAAAACCAACUGGUGAUGUAAAGGCCACUGAAACCACUGACCUGUCCAAUGCACCAGGAGCAGAUUCGAUGGACACUCAGACCAGAACAAGGAGGCAGCUCAGGACAGCUGUCAAGAAAGCAGAUGUGAAAGAAGAGGUCUCGACACGGACACGCAGGAAGCUCCCACAGCCAUCAGGGGAGCCCGCACCUGUGCCUGGAACAGCAGAUGAAGACGUCAGGGCCUUGGAGGAAUCUGAAGAGCAGAAACUGGACAUAGCAGAAAAUGUGAUUGGCAACAAGAGACAGCCAAGAACACGUAAGGCAAAGAUUCAACCCGCAGCAGAACCUGAUGGCUUGAAAGAGCUCCACACAGCAGAUCACACACAGGCAUCAACAACUAACGAGAAAACCACUGACCUGUCCAAUGCUCCAGGAGCAGAUUCGAUGGACACUCAGACCAGAACAAGGAGGCAGCUCAGAACAGCUGUCAAGAAAGCAGAUGUGAAAGAAGAGGUCUCGACACGGACACGCAGGAAGCUCCCACAGCCAUCAGGGGAGCCCGCACCUGUGCCUGGAACAGCAGAUGAAGAUGUCAGGGCCUUGGAGGAAUCUGAAGAGCAGAAACUUGAGUCAGCAGCAGGUGUAAUUGGCAACAAGAGACAGCCAAGAACACGUAAGGCAAAGAUUCAACCCGCAGCAGAACCUGAUGGCUUGAAAGAGCUCCACGCAGCAGAUCACACACAGGCAUCAACAACUAACGAGAAAACCACUGACCUGUCCAAUGCUCCAGGAGCAGAUUCGAUGGACACCCAGACCAGAACAAGGAGGCAGCUCAGAACAGCUGUCAAGAAAGCAGAUGUGAAAGAAGAGGUCUCGACACGGACACGCAGGAAGCUCCCACAGCCAUCAGGGGAGCCCGCACCUGUGCCUGGAACAGCAGAUGAAGACGUCAGGGCCUUGGAGGAAUCUGAAGAGCAGAAACUGGACAUAGCAGAAAAUGUGAUUGGCAACAAGAGACAGCCAAGAACACGUAAGGCAAAGAUUCAACCCGCAGCAGAACCUGAUGGCUUGAAAGAGCUCCACGCAACAGAUCACACACAGGCAUCAACAACUAACGAGAAAACCACUGACCUGUCCAAUGCUCCAGGAGCAGAUUCGAUGGACACUCAGACCAGAACAAGGAGGCAGCUCAGGACAGCUGUCAAGAAAGCAGAUGUGAAAGAAGAGAUCUCGACACGGACACGCAGGAAGCUCCCACAGCCAUCAGGGGAGCCCGCACCUGUGCCUGGAACAGCAGAUGAAGACGUCAGGGCCUUGGAGGAAUCUGAAGAGCAGAAACUGGACAUAGCAGAAAAUGUGAUUGGCAACAAGAGACAGCCAAGAACACGUAAAGCAAAGACUCAACCCGCAGCAGAACCUGAUGGCUUGAAAGAGCUCCACGCAGCAGAUCACACACAGGCAUCAACAACUAACGAGAAAACCACUGACCUGUCCAAUGCUCCAGGAGCAGAUUCGAUGGACACCCAGACCAGAACAAGGAGGCAGCUCAGGACAGCUGUCAAGAAAGCAGAUGUGAAAGAAGAGGUCUCGACACGGACACGCAGGAAGCUCCCACAGCCAUCAGAGGAGCCCGCACCUGUGCCUGGAACAGCAGAUGAAGACGUCAGGGCCUUGGAGGAAUCUGAAGAGCAGAAACUUGAGUCAGCAGCAGGUGUAAUUGGCAACAAGAGACAGCCAAGAACACGUAAGGCAAAGACUCAACCCCUAGAGCACCAGGAUAGCUUGAAGGGACUGUCCCCAACACCAGGUCACAUGGAGGAGCUGAACGUUGGUGUCCAUACCUUCAAGGACAUCCCAGAGGCAACCCCCGACAGAGCAACGUCUCCUAAAAUGCUCCAAAGAAUCCUGAGGGCUUCUAGAGUCAAAGCGGUGGAAGACCCUGCAGAAUUGCAGAGCACAAGUAGCCGUCCCCUGGCUCCGCAGAGCGGGUGUGGAGAAGACGGAAGCCUUCCAGGAGCCAAGAAAUCGUGCUCGGUGGAGCUUGUGGCAAAGAGGCCAGCCAACAAGAGACAGAGGAGUGCCUGCAGCGAGCAGGACCAGUCCCCGCAGCCUGAGAAGACGGCGAAACGCCCGAGGACCUCUGCGAAAAAGAUGGCAGAAAAUCUCAACACCCAAAACAAAGCUGCAAAGCAGGAAGUUGAAGAAGCUCCGAUCACUCCAAAUAAGGAGAUGCCCUCACGCCGCAGAUGUCGAAAUAAAACAGAUGUGGAAGAAAGGCAAACACUUAGGUUCCUUCUGCCGGCGGAAAACAUUAAAAUGCAGAAAAAUGAGGUCUUCGAACAGCAGGAGCUACAGAAGCCAGAUGAGGGAGCCGAGAAACUUCGGUCCAGGGGAACGCGCGUGAGAUUCGGGAAGGAGAACACGGCGGCAGUGAAGGAGAGCGGCACACGGGGGGACGCGUCCGUGAAGACUGAGCGCGGGCUGCAGGCAGCUGCACCCGGGGAGCCCCGCGUCCGCCCUGGCGCGGACUCCCAGAGAGCGACCCGGGCAGGCGGGCGGCGGGCGCACGACCCAGACAAAGAUAGACCUUCUGUACACCAAGAAAACGAGGACCAGAAGGCGUCGCGAAGACGUGCAGCAGUGAAACCAAAGCGGGGAAAUACGUCAAGCCAGUUCACUGAAUACUUAGUGUAAUUUUUGCUUUCUAUGUAAAAUGGGUUCUGUAAGUAAUGUUAUGUGUCUGUUUGAGAAAGGGUGGACGUUCCCAGCUCAGUGGUCUUCAAAAGAUCAUGAAGGGGCUUGCUGGGUCCCCCAGAGGUUUAAACAUUUAAAAAUUACAGGGUGGGAAGUGGGUUUGGGGCCACGGCUUUUUUCAUAAAAUAAAGCCCUGGAUUUCCUCA